AUGGAUUUGGGGAAGGAGGAGGAGGGGCAAAUCAAAGGCAACCCCCCACACGUUAAAUCUGGAAGAAUGAUGGCGCAGUGGAUCACAACAUGGGAAUUGCUUCAAAUCGUGGUAAAUUUGUUCCAGCUGGGUGCCACAGGAGGCCAGGAAAUACCUUUCUACUACAUCCUAGAAGCUGAGUGUAUGUUCUACACUGCCUGGAUAGGAUGAGCCUCUGGCAGUUCCAUUUAUCCAGAGGCAAAAGGAUGCCUGCAACUGGAGACUCUUUUGGCUUCCAACAAAGAACCUAUAUUGCCUAAGGAAACAAUGUUUCCUCUCGCAAGGUAUAAUCUUGGCUCCUCUGCUAUGAAGAGGGCUGUUCCUGGAAAUGUGCUCCAGAGACCUUCCUAUUUAAGCAGGAUGCAAAUUGCAUUGUUGCGUAAUUCCCCUGCUGAGGCCCUGUGA
Molecule: messenger RNA, 444 nt
Organism: Lemur catta (Ring-tailed lemur)
Lineage: Eukaryota; Metazoa; Chordata; Mammalia; Primates; Lemuridae
Gene: BLID
Product: BH3-like motif containing, cell death inducer
Source: RefSeq, a predicted model, not a curated record